This is a messenger RNA of Physella acuta, 1121 nucleotides long. RefSeq names its product receptor-type tyrosine-protein phosphatase F-like. Lineage: Eukaryota; Metazoa; Mollusca; Gastropoda; Physidae. Gene Ontology annotation, molecular function: protein binding. The record is from RefSeq and is a predicted model, not a curated record.
UUACGGUUCCUCCAAACGCCAUCAGGCUUAGCGAAGUCUCAGCGUCAAGUGUCACGUUGAUUUGGGGCCAUCAAAUUGAACCGUGUUGGUACACAAUCGAGUACAAAGAGUCUGACCACAGCAGUAGUCCCACAAAUGUCAAACCCUUGACCCAACGUACUAUGGCGACAGCCUACACAAUCAGAAACCUAAAACCUAACACAACCUACAUAUUCAGGGUUGCGGCUGAGCACCUACUAGGCCGUAUGUGGCCUAUCCAGCCAAUAGAAGUUACCACUGGAGAACCAGAUGGAAAGACUUUCCUUAAGUUUACAAAAGUCCCAGAAGACGUAACAGUUUCAGCCGGAAAAAAUCUUCGUUUAGAGUGCUCAGCCGAUGGAUGGCCGACGCCUAACAUCACGUGGCUGGAUCGGUUCCAGAAAAUUGAUGAUGUUGUCGUCACUCCAACGGGCUCCGUAGAUCUGCCAUUGACCAACCUGAGAAGUUCAUCCGUCUACACCUGUAUGGCUACAUCUGCACUCUGGACUAUCAAGCGCAACGUGCGUGUGACCGUUGAAGUUGAAACAGUGCCUAAACCACCAAGCAACUUAAGAGUCGUGGAGACCUCUGCGACGUCUGUCACACUGAGCUGGGAACCUCAGACUGCCAAUUGUUCGUACAUGAUUGUGUACAAAACUUGGAGGAAGGGCAGGAAUCCAUUACAUUUCGAUUCAUUCAAAAGUGGCAUCGAGUCGACCAGCUUUACGAUAACAAAUCUAAAGCCUAACACAACCUACGAAUUCGAAGUGAUGGCUUCCAGCCAUAAUGGACUCAGUUUGUCUAGCAAGUCUGUGAAAGUGACAACUAAGGGAUCAGAUCCUCCAAAAUUUGUCAUCACGCCCAACGACGUUAGUAUUCUACCUGGUGAAGACGUAAAUUUGACGUGCAGCGCUACUGGGUCACCUGUACCUUAUGUCAGGUGGGUGGAAGAUGGCGUGCAACUUACUGAACAUGAUAACUCAACCUUUGGCUUUAGCUCAUUGACCUUGACCGACGUACGAAGGUCAGCAAACUACACCUGUGAGGCUUGGUCGUAUCACGGGAAAGUCGAGCACCACGUGCAGGUAACGGUGAAAGGUUAA